Messenger RNA from Ricinus communis (castor bean), 1763 nucleotides. RefSeq lists its product as uncharacterized. Gene Ontology annotation, cellular component: mitochondrion. Gene Ontology annotation, molecular function: protein binding. The transcript is spliced from 12 exons. The coding region runs from base 122 to 1390 and encodes 422 amino acids. Lineage: Eukaryota; Viridiplantae; Streptophyta; Magnoliopsida; Malpighiales; Euphorbiaceae. The record is from RefSeq and is a predicted model, not a curated record.
UGUCAUCAGUACAAACUGCUCCAUUGCUCUUCAACUAAAAUUAGCAGCAGAGGUCACUAACUCCCUCUUUCAUUUGAUUAGGGUUUUACAAAAAUAAGUGAUAAGCAAUUUAUUAGUAGCAAUGAUUCACUCCUUGCUCAAGUUAUCAAGGUCAGCCACUGCAGUUGCUCGAUCAUCAUCACCGUUGAGAUUGAUUCAUGAGGGUAUUAACGGCCCAUAUGCAAGCCCAGUUGCUCUUCAGAUGAUUGAUUACGCUCUCUCUUUACCCAAAUCUCAGAAAUCAGUAGAUGAAUCCUAUGGUCAAGCUAUGUUGGUAUUAGAGCAGUGCUUGUCCUCUCAGUCAAGUGAGGGCCAAGAUAUUGUCACCCAAAACUCUAAGGGAAUGGUCCUACUUGCAAUGUCUAACUUAUUGUUUCAAAGAGAAAAUCAUGAUGAAGCAAUGGAGAAGCUGCAGGGAAUUCGAGAUUUAGCACCCUCUUCUUUGGGUGUUAGAGUUGCUGCAGUGGAAGCUCUUGUUGGGCUCAAUUUAGAGUUGGGGAAUGAUGAUGCUUCAUCAGUGCUCGCAGAUAAAUGCUUAGAAGAACUCUUGGGAAAAGAUGAACAUGAUACUACUGGAGGCGUUGAGGCUGCUAAUGCUCGUGCUAAAGCAUUUAAAGGGCUAGUUGAGCUUGUCCGUGGAAAUCUUGGAUCGGCUGAGUCGCUAUUCCAAGGGCUUCAGGAAAGUGAAGGUUGUGUUGGAACUGCUGCUUUAUCAUAUGGAGAAUUCUUGCAUGCCACAAAAAACUUUUCAAUGGCAAAGGACUUGUAUCAAAAUGUUGUUGCUGAGGUAGCUGAAAAGAAGGACUUCAGUGACAUGCAUGCCUUAGCAGCUUGUAAUAUGGCUUCAGAGGAAGUUCUGCUGGCUGCCAUCUGUGCCUUGGGGCAGCUUGAGGCACAUAUGGGGAGAUUUAAUGAUGCGGAGGAGACAUUAACAAAGGCACUGAAUAAGGCAGAGCAACAUUUUGGCUCUCGUCAUCCGAAGGUUGGUGUAGUUUUAACCUGCCUGGCUCUCAUGUUUCGACAAAAAGCAGUACAAGAGCAAUCAAGUUCUCUAUUAAUACAAGAGGGACUUUACAGGAGGGCAAUAGAUUUACUGAAAGCUCCAUCUCUGGACUCUGAAGACAUCGUGAUGAUGGGAAGUCCAAGGAGGGAUGUUGUUGCCCUUGCAAGAGGUGGAUAUGCUGAAACACUUUGUGUUCAGCAAAACAGAAAGGGUGAAGGAGAAAAGAUGAAAAGAUGGGCAGCUGCUGCAUGGAGGAACAAUAGCUUUUCACUAACUGAAGCACUGAAAAUCUCAGAAUCCUCCAACAAGUUGCCAGUUAUAGAUGCUCGAAUUGGUAGAGUCAUGUAGUUUCUUUUUCCAGGGGCACCAGCAGUUCAAUAUCAAUUUACAGUACCUUGAAAGGACGUGAUGGAAUUUGCUGCAGAGCCAUGCAUGCAUAUCGAUGUGGCAAAAACAGAUCUAUUGUCAAUUGAUGUACAGCACAAGCAUGUGAGAGAAGUUGGACCGAAGGCGUGAAAGCAUCACUUCCAGAAUGAGAAGUUGCACAAGCAUAUGAGAUAUUAAUUAGUAUUUAAAGUUUAAUAUCAUAUAUCUAUCUAUGAUGAGUAUGCACAAAUUCCAGAGUUCUGUAAUUUAAUAUCUCUUAAAAUUGCAAGAAUGUUAUGUUGGCUAGAGACUAUAGAAUUUUCAAUGCGUGAGAGUUCUCUCUCCCUUCCUUCCA